CUCAGCACAGAACAGACGCACAUAACAAGAAUCUGUUUCUACAAGUAUUCAUCAGUUAGAGAGAAUAUCAAGACCAAAGCACACAGAAAUGGCUUCCUGCAGCAGUCUCCUGUAUGAAGAUCAGUUCCAGUGUUCUAUCUGUCUGGAUGUGUUCACUGAUCCUGUCUCUAUUCCAUGUGGACACAACUUCUGCAAAGCCUGUAUCACCAAGUACUGGGACAACAGUGACCUGUGUCAAUGUCCCAUGUGCAGGGAGAAGUUCUAUAGGAGACCUGAGCUUUGUGUCAACACUUUCAUCUCUGAGAUGGCUGCUCAGUUUAGGAAGUCAGUGAAAGGUAAACCCAACAGCCAACCCCUACGACCAGCCAGAUCUAAAGAAGUGUCAUGUGACAUCUGUACAGGUACCAAGCUCAAGGCCCUGAAGUCCUGUCUGGUGUGUCUGACCUCUUACUGUGAGACUCACCUGGAGCCUCAUCAGAGAGUUGCAGCCUUGAAGAAACACAAGCUGAUCGACCCUGUGAAGAACCUGGAGGACAGGAUGUGUCAGAAGCAUAACAAACUGUUAGAACUCUUCUGUAGGAAAGAUCAAAUGUGUGUUUGUGUCAUGUGUAUGAGAACAGACCACAAGACUCAUGACACUGUCACUUUAAAGGACGAGUACAGACCAAAAAAGAAUGAUCUUGGGAAGAUGAUGGCUGAGAUGAAGCAGAUGAUGGAAGAAAGAUCUAGGAAUCUUCAGGAGAUCAAACUCUCAGUAGAGACCAGCAAGAGAGAUGCAAAGAGAGAGAUAUCAGACAGUGUUCAGGUCUUCACUGCUCUGGUGCGCUCCAUUGAGAGAAGCCAGGCUGCGCUCAUUGAGGGGAUUGAGGAGAAGCAGAAAGCAGCAGAGAAACAGGCUGAAGCGUUGAUUCAAGAUCUGGAGCAGGAGAUCACUGAGCUGAAGAGGAGAAGCACUGAGCUGGAGCAGCUCUCACACACUGAGGACCACCUCCACCUGCUCCAGAGCUUCCCAUCCCUGAGCACCCCUCCACACACCAAGGACUGGUCUGAGAUCAGUGUCCACAGUGGUCUGAGUGUUGGGGCAGUGAGGAGAGCUGUGUCUCAGCUGGAGGAGACACUCAAUAAAGAGAUGGAGAAGCUGUCUGACACUGAACUGAAGAGGAUUCAGCAGUAUGCAGUGAAUGUGACUCUGGACCCUGAUACAGCUUAUUCCAACCUUAUCUUGUCUGAAGAUGGGAAACAAGUGAGACUUGGAGACAGAAUGCAGAAUCUCCCUGACAACCCAGAGAGGUUUUGUCUUUGUCCCUGUGUCCUGGGAAAGCAGGGCUUCUCCUCAGGGAGGUUCUACUAUGAGGUGCAGGUUGAGGGGAAGACUGACGGGGAUCUGGGAGUGGCCAGAGAGUCCAUCAACAGGAAGGGGAUCAUCAGACUGACCCCUAUUAAUGGAUACUGGACUGUAUGUCUGAGGAAUGGAGAUCAAUUCUGGGCUCUGGCUGGCCCCUCUGUCCUCCUCUCCCUGAGACAGAAGCCCCAGAAGGUGGGGGUGUUUGUGGACUAUGAGGAGGGUCUGGUCUCCUUUUAUAAUGUGGAGGCCAGGUCUCAUAUCUACUCUUUCACUGGCUGCACCUUCACUGAGAAACUCUAUCCAUACUUCAGUCCCUGUCUGAAUGAUGGAGGUAAAAACUCUGCCCCUCUGAUCAUCACUCCUGUCACACAUUGAAAAAGAAAGAUCUGGUUUUGUCAGAGGAAAAGUACAACUGAUUAUAAAACAAAUUCAGAAUAAUCACACAAUAGAAUCAUAUAUCAGUAAUCAUUUUCGCUGAAGGUUUUAAUGAAUGUAAUAGUGAACGGUAUGACUAAAGCAGAACAAAUAUAAUGUUUUGGAAGGAAUGACCCAAGUAAUAAUAGUAUAUGGUUCAACAAUCACAGACUUACAAAUGUGUAUCCCGGUUACAGUAAUCUCAAUCUGUUCACCAGAGGGGACACGUCAGGUCUUUGUUCUCAGUACCUCCAUCUGGGUUGUCUCUUCCUCAUCUCUUCUUCCUCUACUGUAUUCAUGGAGCUCUCUGACCUUGAAGUGAAGAGUCUUGCUAAGACUCUCCUGACUCCUUCUGGUGUCAUUCUAAUCUUACAGUCUGAAGUCAAUUGUUCUCUUCUGUCAGCUGUUGAGAAUUUGUACUUACUGUCACUCAUUGUCACACAGACUCAGACAUAUAUACACACACUUGUCACAGACUGCAUUUCAUAUGAUACAAUCAACACCUUCCUCAGGCGCUAUUGCACAGGUGUAGCAUGCAGCAAUAGAAUGUACUGUCGUGGCCAAAAGUAUUGGUAGUGACAAUUUCUUUAUUUUUUUGCAAUAUUGGCUGGGGCGGUAAUUGUAGAUUAUUUCACAUGUUUCUAUUGUAUACUGGAAAACAAUUAUUCAAAUUUCAUUAGUUUUAAAGGCUUUUUUUUUUGGCAAAAACAUUCAAUAAAAACAAAGAAUCCCCCCUUUUAUAACAAUCAAUUUGCUCUCGUAAUGCAAUCAGAAUGAUAGUGAUUUCACCUGACUAUAAAUUUUUCACACUUUCCUAUGUGCUGAUGAUAUGAUUCAGUGGAAUUAUGUUAGCUGCUCAUUUUAUGCCAGGGCCCAAAUAACGGUGAAAUGUAGGUUUUUGUGAUACAAAUGUGUGUGCCAAUGAAGCUUUUAUUUAAAAUGCACCUGGUAUAGCCUACAUCAGCACAUACAAUAUUUUUUUCCAAACGUGUAAACUGUGUAGUACUGAGUGGAACAUGAAUCAAGUCAAAUUAUUGGGUAGUCAUAAUAAGCAGCAGCAAGGAGAGAUCUUAACAAGCUUCAGUUGACUCAAACUAGGCUGCUAGAUCAGUGCUGGAGUGUUCAUUUCACUGUCAAACAUCCACCUUCAUUUCUGACUAAUAAAGACAAUGCUUGUAUGG
Messenger RNA from Osmerus eperlanus (European smelt), 2940 nucleotides. RefSeq names its product zinc finger protein RFP-like. Lineage: Eukaryota; Metazoa; Chordata; Actinopteri; Osmeriformes; Osmeridae. The coding region runs from base 89 to 1720 and encodes 543 amino acids. Gene Ontology annotation, molecular function: zinc ion binding; protein binding. The transcript is spliced from 2 exons. The record is from RefSeq and is a predicted model, not a curated record.